This is a messenger RNA of Pestalotiopsis fici W106-1, 978 nucleotides long. RefSeq lists its product as uncharacterized. Lineage: Eukaryota; Fungi; Ascomycota; Sordariomycetes; Amphisphaeriales; Sporocadaceae. The record is from RefSeq and is a predicted model, not a curated record. Gene Ontology annotation, molecular function: protein binding. Gene Ontology annotation, cellular component: cytoplasm; nucleus. Bases 1 to 978 code for a protein of 325 amino acids. The transcript has a single exon.
AUGGCUCGUCUGGACACAUUACCAGUCGAGCUCCUCCAUGACAUUGCUGGUUUCGUCUCAUCGAAUGCCGUCAUGUUAGAUGCAAAGGGCGAGACUGGGGAAAAAUCAAGAUGGGCCGAAUCUGACCUGGCAGCUUUGUCAUGCACGAAUCGGCAAUUUCACCAAAUAUUCACCCCAUAUCUCUAUCAAUGGGACCAGGAGUACGGAUCGUAUGCCAUGAGCUGGGCAAUACAAACCUCAUCAUACGAAACUCUGGAGAAGACUUUGACUCUCGGAUACCAUCUCGACAGUAUUAUAACUCUUGCAAAGAGGUGGCGCAAUUAUAAAGAGAAUCAAAGGCAUCGGCCUAUUGAGAUUGCAAUUCUUUUCGAAGAGCAUCGACUUCUGAAGUGGCUGCUGGAGCACGGUGCCAGCGCAGAUCCUGGCCCAGUCAAAGACGUCCAACUCGAGGAUGGCUCCGUCCACCGUAUGGCUCAAGGUCGGAGUUCUUCGCCACUUUAUCGGGCGUUGGUACAGCUUUCAGACGACAACGCAGCCGUCAUACUACUGGACGCUGGUGCAAGGACUAGAUUUGGGAGAGACGAUACGUUUUUCUACAGCUGUACUGCACUCCAUCUAGCUGCAACCCGUGGACUGGCCAAGACUAUGGAGAGGCUAUUGCUCCCGAAAGACACUCUCGACAUCAAUGAGAAAGAUUGGCACGGUCACACAGCACUCCAUUUAGCCGUGCUUGAACAAGACCAUAGAAUGGCUAUCAUUGAGAAGCUUUUAAGGCAUGGGGCAAAUCCCCAUACGUCCAAUAAUGAGAACACGACAGCGAUUGAGUCCGCCGUCUCGACCGGGCACUUAGAGAAUGUACUUGCCUUGAUCCAGGCCAUGGCAAAUACAUCCCCUCAAGAUGCUAGUGAAGUAUGGACCCCCCCCUGCUGUGCACAGAAUCCUAACGGCUCUGCGCGAACGCCGCCUCGACCGAUAUGA